Messenger RNA from Thyridium curvatum, 1593 nucleotides. RefSeq lists its product as uncharacterized. The transcript is spliced from 2 exons. Bases 1 to 1593 code for a protein of 530 amino acids. The record is from RefSeq and is a predicted model, not a curated record. Lineage: Eukaryota; Fungi; Ascomycota; Sordariomycetes; Thyridiales; Thyridiaceae.
AUGUCUCUCAAGGCUCGGAUCUCGUCUCCUCUCGAGGCCGGAAGGUCCAUCCUCGACGCCGAUCACCUGCCCCCACACCUGACUGCAGCCCUGGAGUAUGCGUCCAAGAGGUUGGCGAGAAAGAGCCUCGACAUUACGCUCGUCGUCGUACGCCGGGAAUAUCAGCUGCCUCAGCCAUCCCCUACGGUGGCGGCAGCCUCGGUACCCCCUGAGGCGAGCGCAACUCCCGCCCAGGUGCCGAGUGCGCCUUCGAGGGCUGGCUUCUCUUCCGCCAUCAAGCAGCUCGUCAGGACGGGGACGCACCCCGUCCUCCCCAGCCUCGACAAGACCCGCAAUGCCGAACUGCAGCGCAGCAAGACAGUCUCCCCUGCCUUCUCUCUCUCGUCUGUCGACACCACAGGCCCGAGGUUGAGGUGGCCUCUGUCGCCGACCAGCCCGACCAUGCCCAUGACGCCCGCCACACCUGCCACUACCGUCUCGUCCACAACCACCGAUGCGUCCCCUCAGUCACCCAACCCCUUUGGCAUCCGGCUCGUCCACGCCGAGCCGCUGCAGCACAGGGAGGAGCGGGUCCUCCGGCAGACAAUCGAGAAGGCCGAGCGGAAGUUUCGCAUUGGCACCGACUGGCUACCGGCCGCCCUCUCCGCCGCCCAAUCAGGGCUGACCGCCGAGCUCCUGCGGCGCUCCGUCGCCCAGGGCGAGGUCCUCUUCUCGGCACCCGGGCUCAGCCUCCUGAGCCUGGACCACCUCUACACCUUCAAGUCGGCCCUCUCGAGCUACUCGGCCGGCCACGAGCCGUACCGCCUCGAGGACGCCGUCGACGAGCUGCGGCGGUUCGUCCUGGCCAACGGGCGGCGCAGGCUGCCCAAGAGCCAGCUGCUGCGCGCGUACGAGUGGCUCGGCUUCGAGGAGGGCGCCCUGGCCGAGGUGCAGAGGAUGUACGCGCGGGCGUACGGCGGCGCCGGCGGGGACUGCGGCAUCGAGGCCGACGGCCUGAGCUCGAGCCCCGUGACUUCGCCGGAGCCGUCGGUGAGGGAGGAUCAGGACGACGAUGGGUCUGGCAGCGAGGUCGAGACUGAGUUCGAGUGCGAGGGCGUCGUCGACGUCGUCGAGCCGGAGGAGCAGGAGCAGGAGCAGGAGGCGGAGCAGGAGGCGGAGGCGCCGUCUCCAGCGCGCACACCGGCGGCACAGCCAGUCCAGAAAGCCCCCGUCCUGAAGCUGCAGACGACCUUUGACAAGCCGGUGGUCGGAGCCCCAGCCCAGGACAAGAAGAAAAUGCGCGAGGCCCAGAUCACGGGGCACGAGAAGCUGGACCUGCGGAUCGAGCUGGACGAGGCGGAAGACGGCGACGGCGAGGAAGAGCUGACGGCCCGGCCGGACGAGAACCGCAGGGUGCUGUCGUUCUGGAACAGCACUUCGAUCGACGGGCUGCUCCACGCGGACCCGAGGGCCUCGCAGCUGUCCCAGCUCUCCCAGAGGCAGGGGCCGAUGACGCCCAAGGGGUAUGACGACAUCUCCCCGAUCACCAGAGGCGAAUGGGGUUUCCUGAUGGGAGGGCAGGUUGGGAGGCAAGUGGCAGUCACGACUUGCUAG